UAUGACGGUAAGUGGCAUAGUUAUCAAUGACGACGACGUAACUGACGAUGAUUUGCGAUGGUGAGUGGCACCGCGAGUCUAUGCCGGCGGUGGUGGGAUGCGUAGAUACACCCCGCGGGAGGGUGGCCCUCAUCCUGGAGUCUCACCGCGAGGCGGCCGUGAAGGAGGGCGACACGGUCGUGUUGAGGUGCCGUGCUGAUGGAUUCCCCCCUCCCGAGAUCGACUUCUACCGGAGCUCCCCGACGCGGGUGGACUACGGCCACGCGGCCGCCGGGAAUGCGCUCACCCUGCCCGCCGUCAGCCGCGACCACAGCGGCACCUACGGCUGUCGCGUCCGCGGCGGCCGCGACCCGCCCGACAGCAGCGUGGAUCUCCUGGUGCAUUACGCGGACGACGUGAAGCCGCUGGGCCCCACCGAGGCGACCCGGCUCACGGCCGGGGACGUCGUGCAGGUGGCCAGCGCCGCCGCCUCGUCCUCCUCGUCGCCCGCCGGGAUACCCACCCUCACGUGGACACAGGCGGGGACGGCGCUGUCCGGCGGGGCCACGUUGACCCUCAGGAGCGCCACGCCGUCCAAGAUGGGCGCCACCUCGCCGCCCUCCGUGCCGGGCCUGGGGAGGUCGCGACCCGUCAAGGUCGCUGUGGGAGGUCACCGGGGCGGAGGAGCGGAGGAAGCAGAAGCGUCGGGACGUGGGCUGCCGUGGCUCAUCAUCAUCCUCAACCUCCUCCUCGUUGUCGUCCCCCCCCUCUUCCUCGUCUUCUGCGUUUGGGCGCUUCGUCACGUUUGCUCGAGAGAGCCGCGAGAGGUCGCGGUCGUGGCCAGCGAGCGAAGACGCUGA
This is a messenger RNA of Lethenteron reissneri (Far Eastern brook lamprey), 839 nucleotides long. RefSeq names its product basal cell adhesion molecule-like. NCBI's taxonomy places the organism in Eukaryota, Metazoa, Chordata, Hyperoartia, Petromyzontiformes, Petromyzontidae. Gene Ontology annotation, cellular component: cell-cell junction; plasma membrane. The record is from RefSeq and is a predicted model, not a curated record. Gene Ontology annotation, molecular function: cell adhesion molecule binding. Gene Ontology annotation, biological process: cell-cell adhesion.